AUGAAGAUGAGGGAGGUCGAGGAGAGAGGCGAGGUCCAAAAGCUGCUUGAGAUCGAGGUCGAUCGGAAUACCAAUGGAAGCACUCAAGCUUACGCUCUUGGAACCGAUGACAUGGAGUUGAAUGAGAGAGUGUUGCCGAUUCCAUCAAGUGGUCUCAGAUCAGAUACCAACAAAGCUAAAACCAUGAUCGAGUUAGGAGGGAACGAAGAGAAGUCUCUAACGGACAACAUGAUAGAAAAUAUUAAAUAUGGAGGAGGUGGAGGUACGACGGUUUACAAACUUAAUGUUACUCAUGACCAACUCAGUGCCCAUAAUGUGUGGAUUGAAACUGGUCCCCCAGAGCAUAUCAGCAUGAUUGUAGUUGGUUGGAUGGUGCACAGGGAAAUUACCCCUGGUUAUCCAGCAGAACCUACUUCUACUUAUGGUGGAGCUCAAUAUGAGCUUCUAAUCCAUAUCGAACAGGAUAGAAAUAUUGGGAAUUGGUGGUUGAUUGUGAGCGAUCACAAAGUGGGCUACUGGCCAAAGGAACUAUUCCCGUAUUUGCGCAAUGGCUCACUACACAUAGCUUGGGGAGGAAUUGGCAUAGCUGGAAGCAAUGGAUUCUGUCCACCGAUGGGAAGUGGUCACAUGCCAGAUGGUGUUUACGAGCAUGCCACUGUCUUUCGAGCACUCCAUUGGGUUCGAUCGGAUGGCAAAUUCCUACCUCCUUCAGAUAAGACCACGGAGUGGGUGGAUAGAUCCAAUGUUUAUGGUUUGAUGAACCAUCACCACUUCGGAAAAUAUCGAAGUGGCUACAUGAUUAGCAUCGGAGGUCCAGGAGGUUACUGUAGGGUAUAG
This is a messenger RNA of Syzygium oleosum, 837 nucleotides long. RefSeq lists its product as uncharacterized. The transcript has 5 exons. Lineage: Eukaryota; Viridiplantae; Streptophyta; Magnoliopsida; Myrtales; Myrtaceae. The record is from RefSeq and is a predicted model, not a curated record. The coding region runs from base 1 to 837 and encodes 278 amino acids.